This is a messenger RNA of Phytomonas sp. EM1, 1779 nucleotides long. The record is from the annotation of a GenBank genome assembly. NCBI's taxonomy places the organism in Eukaryota, Euglenozoa, Kinetoplastea, Trypanosomatida, Trypanosomatidae.
CACACUGAAACUUUAAUACGGGCUUCAUUGAAGCGACAAAUCAGAGGGAACAAAACGAACACUAAAAAUCAAUAAAUUGAUAGGGAAACACAUUGCUCUUGAGAAUGAGUUUAGCGGAUGAUCUGGCCUGGACGAUGGUCGAGGAGGCUGUUAUGCGAGACCGUAGUUUUAAUGAAGACAAAGCAUUGUCCAACAUCAUUCGUUCCUAUUUAGUACGUCGAGGCAUGGCCCGCACACUUGCAGCGUUUGAUGCUGAUCUUGAGGAGUACGUUGACGAUAGCAAUUCAGCCUACGAUGUAGAGGCGGGUCCAUUUAAGGUGCCUCGAACGGAUUCUGAAGUAGUUAAGGUGCCUGGUGUGUUGAUUGACGUUCAGAAAAGAAAAAAUGCUCAAAUUCUUUGCUUAGAUGAGCUCUACGAUGAAGCGGCGGCGAUGCUACCUUCCGGCUCUGUUGUUAAAAUUAAGCUGCUUUGCAUGAAGUCGCUUAAAAUUGAAGAUACUCAACUGGCGAUGGUUUUCAUCGCGACCAAAGUGGCUCCUUUGGUUCCUCAAUGUGAAGCCUCGCGAACAGCGCAUCGAAUUUAUUUGGACAGCAUCUCAUUUUUACUUAAUAGAUACCAAUCGACUGAAAGAAUCAGCACAACCUUGUAUACCCCCCACGAGUUAGCCCGAGAAGUUAAUGAAGAGUUGUUGUAUUCAAAUGGGCCGAGCUCUCUGAACGUGCUUCUUUCAUGGGCAGAUUGGCAAAAGGAAAAUGUAUUUCCUUUGUAGGUCAUUUUUUUCUUUCAAUUUGCUUGCUUAAAGUAAAGCACAAAAUAUCACACCCAACAUGUCCCAUUAUUUCUACUUGCAAUUGUUUGAACUUCAUUUGACAUGUUCUCUUUGAAUUUUUGACUUGGUCACCCAAGCUCGGACACUUGUCUCUGCCCUAUAAUAAUGAUUGAAUUACAAGCUUGUCGAACUAAUUAGAAGCUAAUUUUAAUUUUAACUUUCUGUUCUAUCUCUUCUCUUUAAGCAUAGUAUACAUAUAAUUUAAAUAGAUUUCAUAGCUCUUUUUUACUUCUCUUGUAAGCUUGUCUGUACUGCUUAUGCCAAUAGUGUCUGUGUGUGUGAUGUACAAGGACUGAGCAGGCUUUGAGCAGAGCAGGUGUCUGUUACUGCGUGUGCGAAGGAUCCGUUGGUGAAAAUUACUUUCUUUUUUUGUACACAACAUUAAUUACUAAAAAAAAAGCUGUCUAGAAACACAUCACAUUCCUUUUAAGAUUGCAAAGAGCAAAUAGGGCUUUUUCUAAAAAAAAAAUUAUCCCUUUAUAGCUUACAUUCUUCCAAGUGUUUUGUUUUUAAAUAUUUUUAUAAUAGCCAUCACUAUCAUCGAAAAGUUAGGUUUAGUUUGUUUUACAAUAAAUAAACAUAUACCAAAGUCACUAAUAUUUCUUAAUAUGCUAUACUUGCUUUCGUCGUGUUCAUUGCGAUGAUUUGAAUUAAAUAGCUAAUUUUAUGACUUUUGGUAAAAACAACAACAGCGAUGGGCAUAAAACAAAAUUCGACGAUUUUGGUUUGUCGUGAACUUUUCCACUAUCUGCUUUCUAUUUAGGUUGGUUUUUUGAAAUAUGCUAAGGUAUGUGGGUGUGUCUGGGUUCAGGUAUUGCUAAGGGCAUAAUUCGCAGAGUGCUUUGUUAUUUUUCAUGAUUAACAGCAUUCUUAUAGUUUUGCCCUAGAUAUGAAGUGUAGAAAGACUUAUUGCUAUGACUUGCUCUAUGUUACACACAUUCAUGAGGAA